AUGAUCGCGGAGGCGUCGGACCUCUCGAAGUCAUUCACUUCUCUCACCGUGAGCAGCAGUGCGCUUAUUCGCACCGUUCAGAACGAGAACGCGACGGGAGGUGACACAGGGCGAGGCGAUGCGGUGCGAGGGAGCGGCGCGGGGACGGGGGUGCCAGUGGAGGUGCCAAGGAGCACCACUUCGUGGAUGGGCGCGGAUGGGACGGGGGUGCCAGUGGAGGUGCUGUCGUCGGUGCUGCAGAUGCUGCCGUCCCUCGACGACCUCGCCACCGCCGCCAGGGUUAAUAGGGCAUGGCGCACAUCCGCGCUCUCCCCCUCGCAGUUGCGCGCGUGCGCGAUCGAUGACGACCGCCCCACCGCGCCCUCCGCUCACAGCCGCGUGCUCGCGCACUCCCGCGCGCCUAUGCCGCCUAAACCGCCUCCCCCAGAGCUCUGGCUCAAUCCCGCCGCCUUCUCCCCUUUCCUCCACUUGCGCACGCCGCAAAGCCUCCGCCGAACGGGGAACACAAUUCCCGCCAACGACGCGGGUGAUCCCAGAGAAAGCUCCCUCUCAAGCCGCGCCAGUUGCGAGCCGCUCGGCGGCACGACGCCCGCGACGCCGGAAGCUACGGUCACCGGCAGGCGGAUGGACGGCGUGGAGUGGCGGGAGGGUUGCGCGCACGGCGGAGGAGGAGGGGCGUGGCCGUCGCCGCGCACGCCGUCGCCGGUGGCGGCGAGGGAGGGCGAGCUGAUGGCGUUCGAGGAGGAGGUCACGCGCGCCGUCAAUCACGGCAGGCGGGUUCUGCGUGCGUGUCCGCGCCUGCAGGCGCUGCGUGUGCAGCACGUGUGCAUGGGCGCAACCUUCAACGGCUCCCCGCCCCCUUUCCACAGCCUCCUCUCCCCCACCUCCCCCUACCACAUCCCCUUCUCCACCUCCCCGUCCCCCUCCCCGUCCCACUCGUAUGGGUCCCCCCAGCGUGCCUGCUCGCCUUCCCCCACCGCCUCGUCCCCUCUACGCGACUCUCCUCCUUCCGCUGCUUGUCUCUCCUCCUCUCCCGUACCCCCCGCUUCCUCCCCCCUCCCUGGCGCCUCUCUGCCGCCUCCCUCCCCCCAUUCCCCCGCCGUCCACCCUCCCCCUCCGCCCUACCCGUGCGGGUGCCUGCCCCUGUCCGCGCGUGGGCUGGCGGGCAUUGGCGCGCUGUGCCCUGCCAUCAAGGCGCUCACUCUUACACUGCAGCACGUGGUGUUCGCAUGCGACCUGCCGGCCAUGAUGGCAUGUGUGGGCGCGCUGCCAUGCCUGCAGAUGCUUGUCAUCGACCUGCACAUGCCGUCAUUUCUUUGGGCAGUCGGUGAAGGCGGACACGCUGUGGAGCACGCACUCAUGCUUCACCCACCAGGCCAUGACAGCACUGGCGUUGGCAGGGCCGCCACCGCUCACAGCGCUGUCGCUCAGCCCCUGUGCCCUCACGCCCGCCUCCUUCCUCACCCUCGCCUCCGCCUUUCCUCGCCUCAUGGUGGGCGCUUGGCUGCUGCUUCUGCUGCUGCUGCUGCUGCUGCUGCUUCUGCUGCUGCUGCUGCUGCUGCUGCUGCUGCUGCUGCUGCUGCUGCUGCUGCUGCUGCUGCUGCUGCUGCUGCUGCUGCUGCUGCUGCUGCUGCUGCUGCUGCUGCUGCUGCUGCUGCUGCUGCUGCUGCUGCUGCUGCUGCUGCUGUGGCCUUUGUUUCUCGCGUCCUUUGUGCUGCCACGGAGCACCAUGGAGCACCACGUGCAUGUACUGCCUUGCUGUCACCAUGCGCUAUCACACUGUCAGCAUGCACUGUCCACCAUGCUCUCACCUUCCACUCCCUUCCCCCAUUCCCUUACCUUCACCUCCUGCCAUUCCCCUCUCUCCCGCCACCCGUCGCCCACCAUGCCCAUCCCCUCAGGCACUCGACCUGCAGGGACUGCACAGCGAGCCCAUGCACCUCACCCACGCCCUACCACUCCAGGCACUGCACCACCUUUACGCACUGGCGCUUGGCCCUGUCGCCAUGCCAGCACCAGGAGAGUGGGAGCUGCCUCUGA
Closterium sp. Naga37s-1 is the source of this 2040-nucleotide messenger RNA. The record is from the annotation of a GenBank genome assembly. NCBI's taxonomy places the organism in Eukaryota, Viridiplantae, Streptophyta, Zygnematophyceae, Desmidiales, Closteriaceae.